GUGUUCAGUCAAUGCUCCGUGCUCAGACGAAUUAGAUUUAUAGUGUUCGGAGUUGUGUACAUUGAUUUGAAUUUUCAAUGUAAUUGAAGAAACAAAAUAGUUAUCUACUUGAAUUUCAACAAUUUGAAAGAUGGGAGCUGGAUAUACAUGCAUGAAAUAUCUCUUCAUCGUUCUCAAUAUAAUAUUUUUACUCUUUGCUGUUGCUGGAAUUGCAAUCUCAAUAUGGAUGUUUGUCGAUCCGACCAUUCCGUUGCAUUUCACACAGGAAUCAAAGGAUUAUUUAAUUUCAACAAUAAUUCUUCUUCUGGCCUCCAUUAUCCUCCUUAUCUUGUCGAUCUUGGGCAUAUACAGCGUCAGUAGAGAGGUUCGAAAGUCUUUAGUUUUGUCUUUCUGUCUUCUUCUGAUCAUCGUUGUUGCUGAAAUAGCAGCCGGAGUAUGGGGCUACAUUAACAGAGAUAGCUUGGAGUCUCAUAUCCGAGCUUCCGUUAAAUCUACUGUCAGAGAGGAUUACGAUAAGGAUGAAAACAUUAGGAAUCUGUUUGAUACAAUUCAAAUGAAGAUGCACUGCUGUGGAGCAGAACUACCCACAGAUUGGAGUCGCGGUAAAGAAUUUAAUAUGGUAAUAUCAGGUAAUCCGAACAAGUACAACAUUCCCGAAAGCUGCUGCAAGACUGGCUUGGAACCUCAGAAAUGUACCAAGGCCACCCAAGGAGUCGAAAUUGGUGCUGACCUCGAUAAAAAUGUCAUUUACGAAAACGGCUGCUACACUUUGAUACUCAACAAGCUGAAGGAUAGCGUUUGUAUAAUUAUGAUAGUUGGAGGAGUAAUUCUGGCAGUUCAGAUCCUCGGUUUGUUGUUAGGCCUAAUGUUAGCAUGUUCAAUGAACAGGUCGCAUCGUUACAAAGGUUAAAAAAGGUUGACAGGAUUGGAGAAUAUUAUCUAGUUGUUUUUUGGAAAAGUUUUGUUUUGAAUGGCAGUUCACAAUAGUUUUGUUUCACUAUUUCUUGGGAGUUUGAUUUUAUUGACAGAAUUAUUUUCCACUUACUCUGCUUCCAUUCUUUUUUCAACUGAUUUUUAGAUUUCAGCUCGAAACAACUUUGUCAAGAAAACAACUAGAUAAUUGUUAUAAUUUUAUUAAUCAUUCUUUGACUUACAAAUAUACGUACAAAUAACUUAAACAAAUUGAUAGUUAUGUUUUUAGUUAGACAGAUGCUUUAUUUUCUGAUGAAGUUUAAACCAAAAAUCAUUAUAUAUUCUAUGAAACAUUUUACUAUACUUUAAAGAUGUACACAAAGUUUCUAAAUAUCUUUUUGAUGUAUGUGCCAUAUUUAUAUUUAGAUGCAGGUAAUCCACAAAAAUCGUAUUGAAACUUUCGUGGAACUUGUAUAUUCUUGAUAUUUAGUCGUAACUUUACUCGAAUCUCGAAGGAGUCUCAUUAUUUAGUUUCAUAAAUUAACCAGAAUUAUUUAUUGUUACGGAUGUGUUGAAAAAUUGAAAUUAUUCAUUAAUUUUUACUAAGUACUUCACAUCACUGCAUAAUUCAAUUUAUUUUACUCAUCUUAUUGAUUCGGGAAUCUCAAGAUGCUGAAAAGGGGAAGUCCAACUUUCCCGUUUUCAUCAUUGAUUAAUCAUGACAUGAAAAUUUGACUGAUACUAAUAAUUAAGAAUUAAGUUAUUUCUUUUACUUUGCACUGCCUAUUUUUGAUAUUUCCCAUUUCAUCAUGGACAUGCUCUGUAACUUUUUUAUUCUCUUUUUUUAACUGAAAUGGGUAAUUAGUUAUUUAAUAUUGCAGAGAAUCUUUUCGAAGGUUUUUCAACCAAUGCUUAUAUUUUUUGUUUUUGAAGACUUAAAGCUGAUAGCUUUAUGAUUUCUAUUCCUAUUUGUUUCUUGAUCGAUAUGUGCAUUUCAAGAACUACAAUGUAGGAAUGUGUUUCUGCAGGUUUGCCUCAAACAUAUAGGAUUAUUGAAGUGAUUAUGAAAAUCUACCUAUAACAGGAAGUUAAAUGUAAUUCUACUAUAAUUAUAUGAUUGUCAUCAUCUUGCUGUCAUGUACAAAAUUACAAGCCAAAAUUCAUUUUUUGAAACACCAAGUAUUUUUGUUGAAUUAUUUAAAUUGUUAUUGAAAAACUUUUAAGUGCCGAUCCAAACUUUUCAUUUGUAAUGGGCAUAAUCAACAACAACAUUUGAGGUAAGCAGCUAAUAAAUGUAUACUUAUCAGACUUUACAUGUACGAUAAUAUGAAAAAUUAUUUGCACUUAAACCUUGCCCUUAUUUCAGACUGAUUGAAAUAACGUGCAACGGCCGAUAAGGAAAGAAUGUUAAUGUGAAGUGUAAUUUCGAUGAUACCGUCGGAGACCGAAAAGAACUUCUUGCUGCUAUCAAUUUGUAAUUUUUGUCAUUGUAUUCUGGUUGACAGGCGCUAUAAAUAUAUAUUGAAAAAUACUCAAAAUGGGAUUUGACAGAACAACCCUGUUGUUUGAAAAAUAACUAAAUUUUUAUUAAAAAUACAACCAAAUCUCAAGGGUUAACCCUGCAGAAACAUAUUCAUCUGUUGAUAAUUGAAUUCUAAAUACUUUAAUGUUGAUUGUAAAACAAAUUAUUAGAAUUCUCACAAUGGGAUCUCGUGCUGUAAAAAAUGGAUUCAAAAUAUAUAUGUCUGAAUAUUGAGAUCAAUGAGUAACCUGUCUUAUUUCUAGUCUUCUUCCACCCUAGUCUAUUCUAAUUGCUCAUUUCAGUGAAUUGCAAAAUUGAACUAAGUUUGUAUCUUUCUACCUUAUACAUCACUGUGCAUGAACAAUGUUUAGCUUUACAGAAUACAUGUAAAAGUAGUUAUAGUAUUGCAGUAAAUCGACACAUAGAUGUCCAACAAAAAAAACGCACUAUAGAUUACUGAUAAUUCCCUGACAAAAUAUGUUGUAGGCUUUGAUGACAUAUUUUAUCAGUUCUCGAGACUUAUGUAGAUGUGCCAACUUAGAGAAAACGUUAAGUAAAUCAUAUCAUGAAAGUAAGCAUUGCAUCACUGUUUCCCCAGAAAUGUUGAGAUGUGAGAUAGUCGGAGAGUGGGUUUUUUUCAAAGUUUUUCAAGUAUAUGA
This is a messenger RNA of Leptinotarsa decemlineata (Colorado potato beetle), 3093 nucleotides long. Its product is annotated as CD151 antigen. The record is from RefSeq and is a predicted model, not a curated record. Gene Ontology annotation, cellular component: plasma membrane. NCBI's taxonomy places the organism in Eukaryota, Metazoa, Arthropoda, Insecta, Coleoptera, Chrysomelidae.